UCAAAUUUUGCCUUAUAGCACCAAGCAAACGCAUAGAGAAACUUGCAUAGUAAGCGAAACCUCCAAAAUGGCCUCAGCCCAGUGCUGCAAACCAGCUGAGCAAACAUGCAACCAAGGCCAGCAAAACCACUCGCUCGGACAGAAAGUGUCCGACUUGGUUACCUCCGUCUUCAAGAAAGAUCAAACCCACCAGGGACAUACAACCAGCCACUGCCCGACCCAAUGCUCGAGCCACACCACUGAGCACAAGACCCAGACCGUGUGUGUAGGCCAAACUAAUGGGCACGAAGCCCAUGACCAAGGCCUGGGCCAUGCAAAUUCUAAUGGUGCAAAAUGCAACAGCAAGAGCCGGAGAGGUGAGCGCAAGAAAAGGGGUCUGCUCCAGAAGAUCAAGGAUGGCAUUUCCGGCCACAGUGACAGCGGCAGCAGCAGCAGCGAAAGCGACAGUGAUGAUGACAAGUGCGGGAAGAACAAGAAUUAAGAGAUGGACUGGCUAUGGUGACAGAAUCAAGUCAUAUGAAGAAGGGGUUGUCUAUCAUUUUAUGUAGUAUAAAUAAAUAAUGAAAAAAAUAAGAAGAAAUGCCCAUAUGAGGUGCAUGUGAGGCUAUUAUCAUGGUGUAUCAUAUUUAUGAAUAAAUAAAAGUUCUAAGUCUUCAAUAAA
Hevea brasiliensis (rubber tree) is the source of this 661-nucleotide messenger RNA. RefSeq lists its product as uncharacterized. The transcript is spliced from 2 exons. The record is from RefSeq and is a predicted model, not a curated record. Bases 68 to 481 code for a protein of 137 amino acids. NCBI's taxonomy places the organism in Eukaryota, Viridiplantae, Streptophyta, Magnoliopsida, Malpighiales, Euphorbiaceae.